Messenger RNA from Penicillium subrubescens, 636 nucleotides. RefSeq names its product dynamin family protein. Gene Ontology annotation, molecular function: GTP binding; GTPase activity; microtubule binding. The transcript is spliced from 2 exons. Gene Ontology annotation, cellular component: membrane; microtubule; cytoplasm. Lineage: Eukaryota; Fungi; Ascomycota; Eurotiomycetes; Eurotiales; Aspergillaceae. The record is from RefSeq and is a predicted model, not a curated record. Bases 1 to 636 code for a protein of 211 amino acids.
AUGGCAAUUCCCUUUACUUUAUUCAGGGCUCUCGGGGUUGGCGAUCACAUUGCGUUGCCCCAGCUUGUGGUAUGUGGUGACCAGUCUGCAGGCAAAAGCUCGGUUCUCGAAGGUAUCAGCGGAUGCCCAUUCCCACGACAAGAUGGCCUUUGCACACGUUUUCCCGCCGAGAUCGUGCUUCUUCAUGACUCCUCCAUCAACAGAAAAGCAGCCAGUCUCAUCUCAUCUCCAUCUCGUACCCCUCAAGAACGACAGCACUUUGCGGCCUUUAGGCGCGAGUUUGCGAGCUUUGACGAGUUGCCUGGUACCAUUCAGGAAGCUUCCUCUUUGAUGGGGGUUCGAUCCAGCCAAGCCCCUAAUGCUCCUGCCUUUGCCGCCGAUGCCCUUGGACUGGAAGUGGUUGGCAAUACUGGUCUCCAUCUGACAUUGGUUGAUCUUCCAGGAUUAAUCUCUGUCUCGGAAGAUCCCAACGACAUUGACAUGGUCAAAACGCUGGUCAACACCUAUCUUAAGAGCUCGCGUACCAUCAUUCUUGCCGUCAUACCAGCUAGCAGUGAUGCGGAGACUCAGGCCAUUAUCAAAAGAGCGCGACGCUUUGACAAGGAAGGUCUCAGAACUAUUGGCAAACGAUGCUGA